CCUGCAGGGCGCCCAUGGGUUCUCCCACAGCCACCCCGCAGCUGCUGUACCGCAGCACCCGCCUGCUGCGCACCGCCUUCCAGCACCUCCACCAGCAGCAGCAGCGAGCCGAUGUCUUCUGUGACGCGGUCCUGUGGGCUGAAGGUGAGGCAGUGGUGGCCCACUGCAGCGUUCUCUCGGUCUGCAGCCCUUUCUUCAUGGAGCAGCUGGGCCCGGAGCUGCCCCCACAGGGUCGCAGGGUGGUGCUGGAGCUGGUGGGGCUGAAGAUCGGGGUGCUGCGCAAGCUGGUGCGCUUCUUCUACACCGCCGAGCUGGAGGUCACGCAGGAGGAGGUGCACGAGGUGCUGGCAGCUGCCCGCCGCCUCCGCAUCACAGAGCUCGAGUCGCUGCAGCUCUGGGGAGGACGCCUGGUGAGACUGGGACCCCAGCGGCAGCUCGACCGCUCCUGCCUGCAGUCCAUCCAGGAGGUCUCCACCGUGGCAGCACCUGACACAGCACAGCCCGGCAGUGCUAGCUCUAGGGUGUCCCCCCAGGGGCAGCCACGCUCUCUGGGGCGCACGCACCCCAGCCCCAUCGGGCGGAUGAGGCUGCGGAAGGUGGAGAGCCGGGGGUGCUGGGAGGUGGUGCGGGAGGUGCAGCUUCCCACUGUGCCUCCUGCAGUGCCAGCAAGCAAUGGAGGRGUGACAGAAGCACAGCCUCCCCUGUAUAUGGAUGCACGGGAGCAAGCCAGUGAGUACUCCCUGCCCCAGCAGCCCCCCAUGGCAGACGGGAUGCGGCAGGGUGGGGAGUCCCUUGUGUCCCAGCAGGGCUGUGAGCAGGCAGUGCCCUCGGUGCCCCCUGGAAUUGACCCCGAGGAGGAGGAGGAGGUGGAUGUGGGGACAGGGGAGCCRUUCCUGCCCCCUAGCACAGUCUGCCUCUGGCCUUGUCCCUCGUCCGAGUCRGAAGAGGAGGUGGAUGUCCUCACCUAGGGAGGGCCUGGCUCUGCCUCUUCCCCCACCACU
Molecule: messenger RNA, 1001 nt
Organism: Malurus melanocephalus (red-backed fairy wren)
Lineage: Eukaryota; Metazoa; Chordata; Aves; Passeriformes; Maluridae
Gene: BTBD18
Product: BTB domain containing 18
Exons: 2
Coding region: 15-968 (317 amino acids)
Biological process (GO): positive regulation of transcription elongation by RNA polymerase II
Molecular function (GO): protein binding
Source: RefSeq, a predicted model, not a curated record